GUGCAGCUCAAGUUCAGCAGAAGAAGAGGCAGAACAGGCCAACCUGGACCUGCUGGACAGACACACACUAUACCCUAGACUGUGGCCUUUUGUCAGUAGAUAUGACUAUUUGUUGGACAUCGCUGUGUGGUCUGCUGGCAAGUGCUUGAUGUGUUUCAUUAUGAAUUUUUCCUUGCUCCUGCCUGGCUUCCUGCUGCUCCUGGUUUUCGGUGUGUGUUAUCGGCCAGUGGGAGCAAAGAGACAAGAAUCAGAGGUUUCGCCUGAGAACCACAGCACUCGCCUCCGAGGCCUCUGGAAGCUGCACAUGAGGGACUCCCUGCUGAAAGGAAAAGGUUCUAGUCCUCAUCCAAUCAGAGAAGGGGUCAAACAGCAGCUGCUCUACUGCCGUGUUGGGAUUGGCUACCAUCUCCGGAUUUUGCCUAGUGGCUCUGUUGGAGGCGUCCACAAACCCACUGAGUACUCUUGGCUGAAGGUGUUUGCUAUGAUGCACGGGGUGGUGGGAAUCAAAGGAGUCAAGAGUGGCUUGUACCUCUGUAUGACUGGAGAAGGACUAGCAUAUGGAGCGAAACAGUUUUCUGACAACUGCCUGCUGAAAGAGAACUUGGAGGAGAAUUACUACACCACCUACUCCUCUCUAUCUCAUCCUGGCAUCUACCUGGCUCUUUCCCACAAGGGAGACCUCAGGAAGGGCAACAGUGUGGGCCAUCACCAGUCCUGCACCCACUUCCUACCUCGAAGAACACCGUGAUCAGGGUCCACUACCAGCCAGCUUUAAGAACUGGAGCCAGAUUAGAAAUACAGUUGCUCACGUUGCUGCUCCAAUUUGUGAGGAAAGCAAUAGACCAGAAAUUGGCCUCCACACAGCACGUUCAGGUUUUAUUGUAAUUUCCACACAUAUUCUUGACAUACACACAGGGAAAUUAAAUGUCGUUCAUCCUGGACCUCAGUACAACAUAGAACAAACAUACAAACACUCAAAGUAUUAAAAGUAAGAGUGAUUAAUCUUUAAUUAGCAGCAACAACUUGAAUCUAAACAAGGUCCAGUGUAUUUUCUCCUCAUUUAGCAAACUUGACAUGUUGGCUGAAUUUCAGCAGUUUGUUGAUUAUUGAUGCUGCAGUACAGCUCUGGCAGGGAGACUGUUACAAGAACAACAGUGGUGAACUCCCUCAGCAGAUAGUAUGGACGAUAAUCACAGCUAUAAACCCCACCAGCGAUAAGCAGUCUUUGGACACAAACACAGAGUUAACCUAUCCAGUUCAGUGGCUCUGUCAGGUAUGUUGCUGUGGAGUUUCAGUGAAAACAGAGACGCAGCAGUUUUUCAUUUCAUGCUUAGUAGUACAUCAUACUCACUCUGCCAAUC
Molecule: messenger RNA, 1361 nt
Organism: Xiphias gladius (swordfish)
Lineage: Eukaryota; Metazoa; Chordata; Actinopteri; Istiophoriformes; Xiphiidae
Gene: fgf9
Product: fibroblast growth factor 9
Exons: 4
Coding region: 149-748 (199 amino acids)
Biological process (GO): cell differentiation; positive regulation of cell population proliferation; positive regulation of gene expression
Cellular component (GO): cytoplasm
Molecular function (GO): fibroblast growth factor receptor binding; growth factor activity
Source: RefSeq, a predicted model, not a curated record